This is a messenger RNA of Morchella importuna, 252 nucleotides long. RefSeq lists its product as uncharacterized. The transcript has 7 exons. The record is from RefSeq and is a predicted model, not a curated record. Bases 1 to 252 code for a protein of 83 amino acids. Lineage: Eukaryota; Fungi; Ascomycota; Pezizomycetes; Pezizales; Morchellaceae.
AUGUUAGAGCUCGGAACCGGGAUUAAGUCUGUCGGAUGCGUGAAAUCGAGGAGCGAAUGGUCUAAAGGGGCUUUUGCCAUUCUCUCAAUUACGCGGUGUUUAGGAAACAAUGCUAUUGUGGUGGAAUAUGUAAUGUUAGAUAAAAACUUUCGAAAUCAUUUCACAUCUUGGACUUGGAAUGACCGUCUGAUCCAUCUAUACCCACAUCAAUAUAGCUAUAGGCGUGUUUACGUGAUAAAAAACAUGACUUGA